AUGAAGAGUCGGAGCAGAAAUUUAGCCACCCUGAUGACGAAGAUUGUUGCUGGACAAGAAGCACUUUUAGGCAAGAAAGUAUUGCCGUUGUGCCACAGAGAAUGUAUGCCAAUAUGUAUGAAAGUGACAGAAGCAACACAAGAGAUUUGUGAGGGGGCAUGCCAAGCGGGUUGUGUCCAGCUUCAGGGUAGAGGCACCGGACUUUCAGCCACCGAUCAAGGAGUCGAUAUGGUCAUUGCUUAG
Molecule: messenger RNA, 243 nt
Organism: Eruca vesicaria subsp. sativa (arugula)
Lineage: Eukaryota; Viridiplantae; Streptophyta; Magnoliopsida; Brassicales; Brassicaceae
Source: the annotation of a GenBank genome assembly